Messenger RNA from Lindgomyces ingoldianus, 1104 nucleotides. RefSeq lists its product as uncharacterized. The record is from RefSeq and is a predicted model, not a curated record. NCBI's taxonomy places the organism in Eukaryota, Fungi, Ascomycota, Dothideomycetes, Pleosporales, Lindgomycetaceae. The transcript has 11 exons. The coding region runs from base 1 to 1104 and encodes 367 amino acids.
AUGAAUACCACCAAAUUCAUGAGCAUCGAUACAAAUGAUGUGGUUCCUCAACAACUUGGCUUGCCAGCUUCUUAUGAAGCGCAAAAGGUGGUUAUGAUUCCUGGCAUAUUGCAAAUAUCAAAGUUUCCUCUCCUCUGGAGUGUAUCUCCAAGGAGGUCAUCCGAGACCGCAUUCCUUUAUUUCGAUGACCAAGUUGUGGAAAAUAUCCUAAUUACCCAAACGGCGAAUAAUGCCAAAGAAACCCUCAGCCGUAUUUAUCCCGCAUGCACAGGAAGAUGUAGUUCACUCCACCACCCCAAACUACUUAUCCCCGUAAUCAACAACCCAAAAAUAAAAGCCCUCCAUCCUCCUCGUCUUGCAGGGGCCAUGCUAAUCUUCUCUGUAUCGAUGCAAAUUGACCAGAUGCCCGAAGGCGAAAGAGAAGCUCUACUAAACUGUUUAUAUACCCUAGGUGAGGGGAAUUGGAAAGGUGAGGCGGUGAUGAAGGACGGGCGUGAAUACCUAAGUCAUUAUUCUUUCGGGCGAAUGAUGACAUUUUCGUCAUUUAGGCUUUCGAUACUGAGUCACUUUCUGCCAUAUGAAGACGCUUGUAGUUCAAGCCUCCUUCCUUGUUCCCUAAACAAUUCUUUCACCCUCCCCAUAACUCUCUAUUUCUGCAUUCAUGUGACAAGGCGCGAGCACCUCGGCAGCGUAGCGGUUCCGUGGGCAAAUACCCUACAUCAGUUCUUAUUCACAUUCGAGUUUACAGACCACAGUGGCAGAGCCACCGGCCUGAUAUCUUCAAAGAAAGCCACCAAAAACCCUAUUCAUGUUUCCGGCCAUAUAAUUUCCCAGAAUGCAACACUAAAAGGCGUCAGAAGACAUUUUGACAUCCUAAAUGGAACUCGCUGGAGGUAUCUUACCCCUUUACGUCACCCACAACAGGACCCUCAAGAUAAGGAUCCUGCCCACCUACUUCCUUCUGGAUACAAGGGCUCAGUGCUUCGGACUACCGCCCCAGCCCAGAAGCUCGAUCACUUAAAGAGACGAGUCGAUGACAAAGAUAACAUGGGCAUACCUACAGUCAGUAUGGGUGUUUCGCUCCCGCAUUCUGGAGAGUGGUAA